This is a messenger RNA of Ectocarpus sp. CCAP 1310/34, 2164 nucleotides long. Lineage: Eukaryota; Phaeophyceae; Ectocarpales; Ectocarpaceae. The record is from the annotation of a GenBank genome assembly.
CUGCUGCGUUUGCUGCACUGUGUCCUUCUCUUGCUGUGUGGUAACUCGUCCACCAUCUUGCGAACACUUGCCGUGGUGAUCUGGAAAGGCGUUUCUCUACGAUCGUCUUGUUGAUUGGGGUCUAUUGGACUCCGUGGAGACGGCGCCACGUGUGCAAAUAGCUACUGGGACCCGCUGCUGCUGCUGCAUGAACGGCCCAGCUCAUUUGGAUCAUGACGGCGAGAGGAAACAGGGAGGUCCACAACAUCUUGUCUAUCAUUGUGGUGCUCUUGCCUGCGGCGUGGAGCCUCCUCAUGCCACGGGCAUCUUUUCCGAGCCGGUUUUGGGUUCCGAGACAUCCGCAAGUCGCCCCCAAGAUGCGAUGCCAUGGGCAGUGCGGCACCACUCCUGCGACUGCUCCUGUUGCCAAUGCUAGCCGCGAAGCCUCGUGGGGGGUAGGUGUGUCAUCGUGGGUUGCCGAAGCAACUUAUUUUUCCCGAUCGGCGCUACAUGCAUCCACUCCGGAAGGGAUAGGGGCUUGGUGGAAUGGCAGCAGCUCAGCAGGCGGGGGCUCCGCCGGUGGUGGCGGCAACAACGGCACCGACGGGGGCACUUCAGCAGGGGGCGCAAUGGGAGAAGGAGACGACGGCAAGCGGGCCUCGGAUAUGAAUGCGUGCAGCACUCAGCAUCGAGAUAGGGGUGAAGGGGCGUCCCCAACGGUCGAGAUGAGUGGUGGGGCGUCGAAGAAGAGCGCACGUUUCGGGCCGUGGGUGUGGCUGUCGGCGAUGUGGGGCAUGUACGCGGCGUGGCUGAGGAGAUCGCCGUUGGUGGCGAAGGCGGUGACGUCGGGGGUGUUAGGUCUCAGCGGGGAUAUGGCGGCACAGUUCUUCGAGUUCCAGCAGAAGGCUGAAAGUGGACGCCGAGGCCCAUUCUUGAAGAACACCCGCCGAUUAACCGCCGUGGCGAUCGAUAGCAUACUCAUCACUGGCCCGGCGCUGCACGCGCUUUACGGGUUGCUGGAAUGCCUCAUUCCGACGGCGGCGGGAGGCUUCGUCCCUGCCGCGUUGCACGUAGUAAUCGACACCUUCGUCUUCGACCCGAUGUUUGUGGCGUCGUUUUUCUGCGUCACGGGAAUGCUUGAGAGCCGAUCUCUCAGGAAAAGUAUCCUGCCGGCCUUGCGGAGAGAGUUCUGGCCAGCGGUGCAAGGAUCAUGGCUGGUGUCCUUAUUGUUCUGCCCUCUCCAGUUCGCCACUUUCCGAUACCUCCCCCUAGAAUUCCGGGUACUGUCAGUUAACGCGUGCGACAUCGCUUGGACCUCCGUCAUGAGCUACUUCAGCCACAAGGCGGUCCCUACGGAGGGAGGUGUUGGACUGAGGUCGGUUGCAAACCAGCUAUAGGGGGCGGAAAGGGGCCGUCAAAGCAGCAGCGCUAGUUUGAAACGCAGGCAACAUGGUUAGAGCGGUGACAAAGGAAAUCGAGGUGGCAGAGGUCCCGAGCGAUGAAUGGCAAUAAGGGCGAAGUCGAGUGGUUCCAUAGCCCAUGGCAUCGUACGUGUUUUGGGACGACGGUAGUCGUGAACCGUUGCAUUGUUAGUCCCCUCAAAUUUUACAUUCGCCCCCCUAGAGGUCGUGUUGAUGCCAUCGGGUCGACAAAUGCAGCAGGAGCGUCGAGUUUUGUCGUGAGAAGCUGUGUAAUAUCCAAUUUUGUUGUGUCACGUUUGUAAUCCCCGCGAUACAUUCGUCUAGCAGCUGCAAGUGCCCGCAGCAACCCUCCUUGUGUGAUUUGUAUAGUUUUGUCCAACCCCAGCCGUUAUGGCCCUAUUGGAAUCACCGUCAUGCCAAUAAGACAUGUGUGUAAAUAGUUCGUGUACUGUAGAAUGCAUAUUCCAGCCUACCAUAAAAUAUUGAAAGAACCUCGAGAAGAUCGAUGGUUUUCUUGUCGAUCGACGAAAGGGGAGUUGCAGUUUUGCACCUUGUAAGUAAACCCGCGAGAAAAUUUUGCUACAUUUCGUUAGGAGUUCCAAGGGGGAGAAUAUGUUUGCACGUUCCACAGGAGAGAACGCAUCCAAUUUCAAACAAUUGGGAAAACGGUAUACACUCGAGCCUUGCUGUAGCUGAGAUUGGCCAAGCGCUUGCCUUAGGAGCGAAACGCAUCGGGAACUCAACUUCAAAAUUGACGUAAUCUU